CACCAGCCGAAAGGCCACUAGACUGUAACCAAAUAAAUAAUAAAACCAUACCACCCAUCACCGCAGAAUCUAAAAUGCCACUAAAUAACCCCAGAAAAAAAGUUAAAACCCCCCGAAACUCGACUUUGUCCUCUCCUAGCUAUAAUUCCAUUGGUAAAGAUAAGGAAAAUAUGCCCCUAAAUCAUACCAACAAAAACAGUGGCAGCUUAAAUAAGCCCACACUCCCCACGGUUAAUAGUAUUAGCACUCACAACGUGCUAAAUCGCACCGUGGCACACACUAAUAUCCAAUGUCACAACGAUGUCACCCUCAAUAGUACAAGUGGUAAUAGUCAGAACUCGGCUACCAACAACUCAGGGUCUUCAGAGUAUGGCACACAAACAAAUUUCGACCGGAUAUAUGGUACAAGUCUGCUGGGAACUAACCCACAAUGCAGUACACACGAAACCCACACAAGGACACAACUAGCAUCAAACAAUAGGUGGAAUAAUAAGCCAUGGUCAUCACAAGGAUCCAAUCAUUUUUUAUCCCCCGCGUCCCUGUCAGCGUUGAAAAAACAGCUGGUAGGGAUGUUAACACUCCUAAACCACUAGUGCUGGCUCCCUCCUUGCAUGAAAACAGGAACGGUCUAGUGCACCCGUAUCCAUUGGACACACUUGACACUUGCACAAGUAUAGGCCAAAUAAAGAACCCUACCCACUUCUGUAACCUAACUAAAAAUAAAAGUUCCUUAGUCUAUAGCAAAUCCAGUACUCCAACUCCUAAUUCUCCACCGAAAACAGCACACAACAACUCGAUAGACAUAGGUGAGCAUGAUGCUGGAACUCCUCUUAACAUAGGAUCGUCAUGUCCAGCAGAACUACUGGGUGCUGAACCAUAUUCGGGGCUGACUAACGAACUUAAAUACUUCAAAUGCUACUUCAACUCUCAUCUUUACGUAAUCCUCAUAAAUGCUAGAUCUGUUCUAAAUAAAUUGCCGAUGCUCAGAGCACUCACAGUAAUAUACAAACCCCCUGUAAUUGUCAUCACUGAAUCUUGGUGUCAUUCGGACAUCCUGGAUGAAGAAAUAAGCUUAGAUAACUACACACACUUUCGGUGUGACAGGGAAGGUGGUAAGGGAGGGGGUUGUCUCAUGUACUUUCUGAAUGCACUUACUGUAUCACAGCUAGAAAGUAGUACACUUAACAUGCCUGAGACUCUAUGGGUUAAUGUACACUUAAAUAACGUAACAGCAUUAAUUGGAUGCUCCUACAGAGCACCUGGCACCUUUAGUAAUUACGAGACCCAACUCAUUAAUACUCUGGAGCAAUUAACCGACUUACAAUACGAUCAUAAGAUCCUAUGUGGGGACUUUAACUUACCUGAAAUCAACUGGGAUAUACCCACAGGUCCAACUAAAUUUGAUAAGUUCUUAGACACACUGGAUAUACUUGGCUGGAAACAAACUGUCACUACUCCCACAAGAGGUAACAACGUACUAGACUUAAUCUUCUGCCACAAUAUAAGCCCCCUUUCAACGCUAGUAGGUUCUGAGUUCCCAGGGAGCGACCACAAAACAGUAAUGUGUGCACUGCCAAUUCCGCUGAGUAGCAAUGCAUCUCAUACCUCCACUUCACAACAAGUAAUAUAUAGGAACUAUAGUAAGGCAAACUGGGCCUUAGUUGAAUCGAUGCUAAGAUCCUCCAAAUGGGAUGAAUACUUCACUACUGAUGACCUAUCGAGAGCCCUAACCAUCUUCUACCAUAACUCAAACACAUGCUUAGAUGCUGUCAUUCCACUCCAAACACUAAAGGUUUCCCCACACAGAAAGUCAUUCAUAAAACCAAAGGAUCGUAAGAAACUGAAGAAACUCUCAACAAGUUACUUCAAACACCACGACUUUGGCACUCUAGGUCUAAUACUUAAAACCCUUAGCUCCAUCACACAAGCUCAAGAUUUCCGUAUGAGAAAGGAAGAACGCAUCGCAGUAGCCAGUCCUGCUAGAGUGUAUGCACUCACAGAAAUCUUAAGGAAGCGAAUGAAUCGCAAAAAUCACAGCAUUUCUCUCCUCAUAGACAAAGGCAGGCUAUGCACUAACUCUGCAGACAUAUGUGAACUAUUCAACAAAACGUUUGCAGGUAACUACCUUAAGCCCUCAGUCCAGCUACUCGAUAUACACCCUAUUACUAAAAUGGCACCAACUCCACUGACACCAAACCAAAUUAGCACUGUUCAAUUCACUUACGCUGACAUUAACCAAACUAUAAGAACCCUCAAAAGUUCAAAAGGUUUCGGUACCGACGGUAUAUCAUCUUACUUCUAUAAAUAUGGUGGCCCUGACAUUCCUCUACUACUGCUUAAAAUAUUCACAAUGUCCCUAGAAACCCAAACUUACCCUGACAUAUGGAAGACUACAUUCAUUAUGCCUAAACACAAAUCUGGCUCGAAAACUGAAGUCAGUAACUACCGGCCAAUCAAUAUCACACCUAUAGCAUCUAGAAUCAUGGAGAGACUAGUCAAAGAUAACUUAAUCAAACAUAUGCUUAGCUGCAACAUCAUAAGUCCGAACCAACAUGGAUUCCUGAAAUCCAGAUCAUGUUUAACAUGUCACCUAGACUUCUUCAAUUUUGUAACCAGCAGUCGUGACAGACGGCAACUAGUACUUGUCAUCUACUUUGACAUUUCUAAGGCAUUUGACCGUGUUGACCAUUUACUGCUAACAAAUAAACUGAACUCCUUAGGAAUACGUGACCCAUUAUUAGGAUGGCUUAAAUCAUUCCUUAACAAUAGGUCCCAAAUAGUUAAACUCGGGUCUGCAACCUCCAAACCUAGCCCUAUCACUUCUGGUGUAGUACAAGGUAGUGUCAUUGGACCCCUCCUAUUUACACUAUACAUCAAUGACAUAUGCGCUUGCUUCACGCACGGGAAACCAUUCAUCUUUGCAGAUGACCUAAAAGUAGCUUAUACAUUCCAACGUGAUGACUUAGGGAACUUCGAGAAUGUAGUACAGAAGGAAUUAGAUAAAAUGGCUGCUUGGUCGUCCCUAUGGAAUCUCCAAUUUAAUCUGAACAAAUGUGGCUGGAUCUGCUUCGGUGCACCCUCAAUUGACCUGAAAUUAACGCUCCAAUCUGCUAACCUAACAAGACUCCGAAGUGUCGUUGACCUAGGCUUGAGGUACUCUAGUGACUUGACAUUCUCAGAGCAAGUAGCAUCACAGACUAGAAAAUCGAGGAUGCUCUUAGGAUGCAUACUCAGGAACUUUCACGACAAUGAAGCCAAGCUAAUUCUGUACAAAACAUGUGUCAGACCACUACUAGAAUACUGUCCAUUUAUUAUAAGCAGCACUCGCACACGCGACAAGCUAAGGAUGGAAAGUAUCCAACGAUAUUUUACCUCAAAACUGCUUGGCUACGAUUGUAAGAAAGACUACAUCUCACGGUGCAUGAUCCUAAAACUCGACCCACUUUGGACAAGGCGACUUAUUAUAAACCUAAUAUUCUUCUUUAAGGUCCUUCACAAAAUAUCUUUCUCAGGUAACAGGGACAUACAAUUCGCACAGGAAGGUUCUUACGAUCUGCGUAACCAAACUUCCACAGUGACAACUCAUUCUUUUAAGUCAACACUCCGUGAAAACUUCUUCACAGUCAUGUAUUCUAAAAUAUGGAAUAGCCUACCCCUAGAUAUCAGAACUUGCUCUUCGGUUACAAGCUUCAAACGCUCUCUAUACAGACUGUUUCACUCUACAGAUUAUAUUAAUAAACUAUUUACUCCUAGAACGAAUCAAGCACUAAUCUACUACAGCACCUAAAAGACGCACUUCAACACCCUUAGCAAUCUUUAAACUAUAAAUAAACUAGCAGCAUGGAUGCAUAAAGACAUAGUACGGAACAUACAGGAUUAGUUUACCCUUAGAAAUAGGACCUAUCCCUCAUUGUAACCUUCAAACGCUUGCUAUAUAAACUGUUUUGUCCAAAUGACUAUCCCUACCAGAACCCAUCACUUAUUUCUAAAACGCAUCAGUCAUUAGAACAAUAAAACGCUCAGACUCAUUAAUACACAUUAUGACAUUAAAUAAACUCUAAGACUUCGCAUAAAUACGUGAAAACAAAUACAAUAUAGAAAAAUGUUUACUUAAGUAUAAUUAAGAUAAACAUUUAUAAAUGCAUCAUAUAUAAAUGUCCUUUUCAUGUUCACAUACUUUCUCUUUCUGGUAUUUUGCUGCUCCUAUUCAUCUUCUGGUCGAGGUCGAACAACCCUGCAUCUAAACUGAAAUGAGGAUUAAUUCCAAACCGUCUAUCUCAUAACCACUCAAAUUCCAUGAACGAUCCAAUUCUACCAUUUGAAGACGCUGGCGAACAUGCUGUAAAUGAGUAUUCAUGAUCUGAAAUGAAGAAGCAACUGGUUUUCAAACAGUUUUCAACAUUUUACUCAACUUACGAAUACAGUCCGCCAUGCAGACACAAAUGGAGCAAAUGGAGAAUUCUGGAAUCGACCUCGGCACCAUUUGAUGCAGUAAAACAACCCAACAUGACCUUAUCUAGUUUUCGUAUCCACGAUCAAAUUUCUUUCCUGUUAUAAAACUACGAUAAGACUACUGAAAAAAUGGAAUAAAUAUAUCACUGAUCUCAACAUAAUACAUCAAUAAUCUUUAAGCCAAGGGUGCUGUUCACAACAAAGUUAUAUAAGAGAAUUGACUUCAAGCUUUAUUUUUCCCAGAUAUUUGUAUUACAUUCAUCUGAUGUCUGGGUUUUUUGUUAAUGCGAAGACAAUAUUUCUAUAUCUCUUUAUGUGCUACACAAACAGACUUUAUAGCAGACUGUUCCGACUGACUUUGAUGUCAGAAAGAACAACCAAACUGUAAAUCCAUUAUACAUCAAAUUUUGUGUAAUUUAUAUAAUAACUUAUCCAUGCCUGUACAAUUGGUAUGUUCCUGCAUAAACAGGAAGAA
Molecule: messenger RNA, 4927 nt
Organism: Trichobilharzia regenti
Lineage: Eukaryota; Metazoa; Platyhelminthes; Trematoda; Strigeidida; Schistosomatidae
Source: the annotation of a GenBank genome assembly